CUUCCCAAGCUAAUCCUCCUCCCAGUACUCCCUCUCUGUUUUUAUGAGGCCAAGGGAAACAGAACCAGGAAGUGCUGACGCACCCGACCCCUACAAAUACAACCAGAGGCUGAACGACUGUUUCGGCCAGGCGAUUUGGGAAGGGACCAGACCGGAAAUGGUAGUUUCUAUGGUAACCCCUGAGCCGGUUGCCUGGGAGAUGACCCCUUGUGGUCUCUCUGAAUCUCUGCUGUAGCGUCACCUAGAAGGCAGAUCUAACAUCCUGAACUGUCUCCUGCCAUGAUUCCCGGGAAAUACCGCUCUGUUUCUGGCCGGACUGCAAACAACGUGAAUUGUGGGCUUCAUCUGGUUAUUCAAACAUCAUCGCUUCCUGAAAAAAACAAAGUUGAAUUCAAGAUUAAUAGAGAAACAUCUUCAUUUCCUGGAAGACUCUUACAACAUGACCUUGAAAGAAACUACUCAAGUAGGCAAGGAGAUGGAAGAGUAAUAAGUCCUUCGCCUCGUAAUAAAUCAUCAUGCAUCUCAUCCACAACAAACGUGACAGAACUCUGUGGGCUGGAAAUGAAAACUGCCACAAGCUCCUUGUCAGCAUUUGGAGAUUCUUCCAUUCAGACACCUUCAAAGUCCAGAAUCCGGCAGGGAUGUCAUAGUGCUGGCCCAAAUGUAUCUGGUGAUCAUAUUAAUUUGGUGAGCUCAUCAAUGCCAUCAUUUCCUAUUCUCCACCGUUCUUCUGAAGAGAAAAUUCUUUACUCAGACAGGUUGACCCUAGAAAGGCAAAAGCUAACUGUAUGCCCUAUCAUUGAUGGAGAAGAACAUCUUCGUUUGUUGAACUUUCAGCACAAUUUUAUAACUCGGAUCCAAAAUAUUUCAAAUCUACAGAGGUUAAUAUUUUUGGAUUUAUAUGAUAACCAGAUUGAAGAAAUUAGUGGUCUUUCUACUCUAAGAUCCCUUCGUGUUCUUCUCUUGGGGAAAAACAGAAUCAAGAAAAUUUCAAACUUGGAGAAUCUAAAAAGCUUAGAUGUGUUGGACCUUCAUGGAAAUCAGAUUACCAGAAUUGAAAAUGUCAAUCAUUUGUGUGAUUUGAGAGUUUUGAAUCUUGCCAGGAAUCUUUUGGGUCAUGUUGAUAAUCUUAAUGGACUGGAUUCACUAACUGAACUUAAUCUGCGACACAAUCAAAUCACUUCUGUGAGAGAUGUGGAUAAUUUGCCCUGCCUCCAACGUCUGUUUCUCAGCUUCAACAAUAUAUCUAGUUUUGACAGUGUUUCCUGUCUUGCUGACUCUACUUCCCUAUCAGACAUCACUUUUGAUGGCAACCCAAUAGCUCAAGAGUCAUGGUACAAACACACUGUCCUUCAGAAUAUGAUGCAGCUGCGCCAGCUAGAUAUGAAGAGAAUCACGGAAGAAGAAAGGCGUAUGGCAUCUGUAGUAGCCAAAAAAGAGGAAGAGAAGAAGCGGGAAAGUCAUAAACAAUCUUUGCUUAAGGAGAAGAAAAGAUUAACAAUUAACAACGUAGCUCGAAAGUGGGACUUGCAACAACGAGUGACCAAUAUCUCUACAAACCCAGAUAGAAAAGAUUCUGAUUCUCCUCCUCAGGACCCUUGUCAGAGUGACGGAAGCACCAUCUCUGCAUUUCCAGAGGAAACAGGGUCUCUAGACUCAGGACUCAACAAUGCUUUAUUAGGUUUAUCUGUCACAGACACACACCUUGUCGAAGUGGAUGGAGAUACACUUUCCCUGUAUGGCUCAGGAGCACUAGAAUCUCUGGAUCGAAAUUGGAGUGUUCAAACAGCAGGAAUGGUCACAACAGUCUCCUUCACAUUCAUAGAAUUUGAUGAAAUUGUCCAAGUGCUCCCCAAAUUGAAGAUUAAGUUUCCUAAUUCUCUGCACCUUAAAUUCAGAACGAAUCUUAUAAUGCUGCAGCAAUUUAAUGCACUAGCACAACUUCGUCGUAUUGACCAGCUGACAAUUGAUCCUCAAGGAAAUCCAGUUGUCAAUUUUACGCUCUGGAAAUACUAUGUACUGUUUAGGCUGAGCCAUUUUAGUAUGCAGAAAAUAAAUGGAACAGAGGUGACACAGAAUGACAUGAUAAUGGGAAGGCUCUUUGGAAUCCGACAUGUAGCAUCUUCUGAGUUACCUCAGUACCGGAUGAUUUCAAUUCUGGGUGAUGCCAGGAAAAAGCAAUUUCGGUAUCUACUAGAAACCAAAGGAAAAAAACCUGGUAUUGUCAUUGAAGAAAAUAACGACAGCAAAAGACUUGUGGGAGAAAACACAAAUCGUGCUACACUCAAUUAUACCACAAGAGAAUUUUAUCAUGAAAAGCUAGAGGAAAUAAAGGAGAAAAAGAAAUUCUGCAAGAUGUAUAUAGAAGAUCUUGUGAAGGAAGCCACAGAAAUCAAUAUGAAAAAUGAAGCUUUGCAGAAGCUUUGGCCACAGAUGUUCAUUGAGCUUGUUAGGGAUGCAGUUAUAGAAAUCCGCAAUAAAAAUUCCUAUAUGAAGCUCUGCCUACAGCAAAUAACUGACCAAAAAUAGAGAUGGCUUUUACAGUUGAUUUUGGCAGUUUUACUUUUUUUUAAAAGGUUGAAAAUAUGCAGAUUAAUAUGUUAAAACAUUAUCCUACAAAAUAGGAAGAGUAGCAUCAAAACAUAUUGCCUAUGUUCUCAUAAUUAAAGGUUAAGAAGGAAAGCAGGAAAAAGGGAGGAUUCAUUUCAUAUAUGUGUUUACCAGAUGGCUUGGGUGUUAGGCUGGCAAUGCACCUUCCGUUCUUACUCUGAUCAGAGCCUCCGCUAUAGCCCAAAGCACAUGGCACUUGCUGAUGGGUCAGCAUGAGUUGCUUCUACCUACUUUCAGCUGAUGGUUUUCAUUUGUUUGCCUUUUUAUUUUAUGUCAUGAUUUCAAAGCCAAAAUAUGUUCUUUUUUAUGAGGGAAAGAAUAACACAUACAUUAGUUAAAAAAAUUUUUUGCCUCCUUAGUUCAGUCAGUAUUGUCAUAUUUGAUGUAUCUUUAUGUUCUGCUAUGAACAGUAGGAUCCCUGCUGUUCACCUACAUAGGAAGAGGCCCCAUUCCUCAAGGGAUGCAUCCUCAAGGAACCACAGGGAGGCCCAGGAGUCACUGUGGGCAGAGAAUAUUACAAUGAGGAGUCAAUACUGGGAUAGGAAGAAAAUGCUUGAUAUUAAAGGAUCCUGAGUCACAGAUCAGUAAGUCUGCUUCACUGAAAGUCGUUUCCUCCUUAUUGACCACCAUGGGCUCUUUUUAUAGGUGUGUAUGUCUACCUGUACCUUAGAGGUAUUAAGGAUACAUGGAUGAAAGUUUCUAAUUUUUAAAAUUCCAUUGGAAGAUCAAACAGAUAAACAAGAUGUGAGCAAUGCUUGGGCCUCAUUCAUGCUAGUGAGCAGGGGGUUGCAGCCUUUUACCAUGACUAGAGAUGGUACAUACAAUUUCAGGAAAAAAAUCUUACAGAUCAGUAAAUAGGAAUUCUCCACUUUGCUCAGCUUUCACCUAGCUGCCAUCAUGUCAACAGGACCACCAGGAUGUGGGAAAACUAAAAGUUGCAAAACAGCAAAAUCAUACAGACAGUGAUGCUUGGAAGAACACUGGGUGUGUGGCUGUUGUAGUCCCAAGAAGGAACCACAUCCUUAAGAUAUCUAGGUCACUCUCCCUGAGAAGGAGUGCUCAGGUUUAGUAGGUCAAACAUAAUUUUUCUGAACAUAACCUUUAAGUCACAUUGUUGUGGGUUAACAUUUUGGCACUAAGCUACCAGCGUACUAACUUAAGACCCAUCUGAUCCUCAGUUUCCUCAUAAUAGUACUUACUUCUUAAGAUUGUUGUGAGAACCAAAGGAGAUAGUGCAUGCAAAGCAUUUCUCACAAUGCCGGCACACAGCAAACAACCAAUAAACAGAGCUAUUCUUAACUGUUUUGGACACCAGUUGAACCAUAAAUUUGGUGCCCUAGAACAGGAAGAGCUGUUAGCAUUUCUUGGUGAUCCUUCAGCCUCUCCAAAUUGGAACAAGGGCCAUUUCUCAUCUGGCUGGUGACUGGUGAUCUCUCCUAGGGUUUUUGUCUUGGUGUAGAAAUGAGAUCCUACCUUGAGGGUGAUGUUAAAAGGAAAAUUAAGAAUAUCCUGUUGGUGGACUUACACUAAAUAGGAAAGAUAAAAGAACCUGUACCUCUUCAGGAAUGUGGGGAACUAUUGCUGGCUGUGGGAUUUGCAGGUAAAUAGCCUAGCUGUUUAAUAAACAAACUAACCAGCUUCUUUUCUCUCCUUGCCGAAUCCUCCCAUCCCUGACUUGUUCUUUAGCCCUCCCCAGUUCUUCUGAGAACUUGAGGGACCCAAGGUCACAGCACUGGCUGAUUUGGCAGGAAGCCUGCCCAACCACUGCUGGCUCUACCCACACCUUCUGCUUCAGGCCUAGAAAUAGGUUUCUGUCUUGUUCUGGAAAACAAGCCACCCAUUCCUCAGCUUUGGUCUCUCCUUUGUUUGUACCUAAAUUUCUUCCUGUUUGCUCCCCCUACCCCAUACUGAUUUCUGCUCAUGAAUCCUUACUUUAUCUGGUCCUAAACUCCCAGUGACUGUGUCCUUCCAUCUAGUUCUAUCCUCCAAACUUGUUUUGCUUAUUUGAGUUCCUAAGAGAGGAUGACCCCAAAUGAAAGGACCAGGAGGACCUGGGUCUAUUGUGUCUGGGAUUAAGGGACCAUCCUAUAUUACGAGUAAGUGAUGAUUCAUGGAACAUGCCCUUUCUACUUGGGAUUUCCAGGGAAGGGGAAAAGGUUCUAGGGUAUGCUGGAGGACUGCUUUGUUUGCAAAAGGGAACUCAAGCAGAAAUAGAAUAUUGUGGCUUUCUCAAAAGUAGAAGCAUCCAGGACCCCCCAACCAGGGAUAUACUAUUCCCACAAUCUGGUUUAGCAACUGGAUGUUUAAGUGCCAGAUCUGGGACUGGUUACCAAGAAUGCUGUCAGAUCUUUGGCUAGUUAACUGUGCUACUGAGUCUGAGGAUGGUAUCAGCUCCCCACUUCACUCCACUGAAAUCCUGGCAUGUGAGCCAGUACAGCCGUGCCAUUCUCCUUAUCUAUUUCUGUUCAGAGCAGGGAAUACCCUGCGAUUUAUAUUCUCCAUGAUGAAUAGCAAUAACCGUAACAAGGAAGAUUCACUGAGCAGUGUCUUACACUAUUAUAAACUCCUCAUAUGCAUCAUCACAUUUAUCACCUAACACUAUAAUAUAUGAAUGCUAGUUACCCCUAUUUGAGCAUUUGAAAACUGAGGCAUAGAGUAUUAAAUAACUCAUCCAAGGAUAUUUCAGUCAAUAAAUAGUAGACAGGACCUGCAUUCACUGUUAGCCUUAAGGAUCUGCAUUUAGGAAAAAUUAUGAUACCCAUUGUCUUUCCCAAUUUGCUUUUAUGUUUUGUUAUUAUGCUGUAGAAUAGCAAAUGGAUUAUAUGAGAACUUCUCAAACAAUCCUACAUGUACAGCACAUUGAAGAACAUUAAGUACAGUAUAGAUAUUAGUGUGAAAUGUAUAUGAGCACAUGGACAGUACUACAUAUUUGGAUAUAUAUGUAUUUUCUAA
Messenger RNA from Sciurus carolinensis (gray squirrel), 5562 nucleotides. It is a transcript of the gene Lrrc49, whose product is annotated as leucine rich repeat containing 49. Gene Ontology annotation, molecular function: protein binding. The record is from RefSeq and is a predicted model, not a curated record. Lineage: Eukaryota; Metazoa; Chordata; Mammalia; Rodentia; Sciuridae.